Molecule: messenger RNA, 960 nt
Organism: Rotaria sordida
Lineage: Eukaryota; Metazoa; Rotifera; Eurotatoria; Philodinida; Philodinidae
Source: the annotation of a GenBank genome assembly
AUGUCAUCAAAUACCGGUAUAUUACGUACACCCGAUUCCGCAUUCCUCGACUUAUUAGAUUAUCCAUUUAAACCGAAUUAUAUUGAUUUAUCAAAUCCCGGCGGUAUUGGUAAUGGAGAAACAAAAUUACGUCUACAUUAUUUAGACGAAGGAAAUAAGAAUAGCAGCGAAACAAUUUUAUUAUUACACGGCGAACCAAGUUGGAGUUAUUUAUACCGUCAUUUUAUACCAUCAUUAAAACAGUAUCGAGUAAUUGCUAUGGACUUAAUUGGAUUUGGUAAAUCGGAUAAACCAAUGAAUAAAGUCGAUUAUACAUACCAAAGACAUGUUAACUGGAUAAGGGAAGCUAUUGAAUCUUUAAAUUUAAAUAAUAUUACAUUGUUUUGCCAGGACUGGGGCAGUUUAAUUGGUUUACAAUUAGUUGGUACAAAUGGAAUAGGUAAUCGUUUUGCACGGGUUGUUGUUGCCAAUGGUGGAUUACCUACAGGUGAUCAAAAAGUUUCUGACGCUUUCUUUCAAUGGCAAAAGUUUGCAUCGGAACAAACGAAAAUGGAUGUUGGUUCAAUAAUAAAACGUGGAAUUAUAAGAGAAAUGAAACCAGAAGAAAUUGUUGCCUAUAAUGCUCCAUUUCCAAAUGAAAAUUAUCAAGCCGGUGCAUUAGUAUUUCCGCAAUUGGUACCUACGACACCCGAUGAUCCUUCAUCGCAAUAUAAUCGUGAUGCAUGGGGAAAUUUGCAAAUGUUCGAUAAACCAUUUUUAACUUUAUUCUCUGAUUCAGAUCCGAUAACAGCUGGCGCAGAAAAAUUUUUACAAAUGUUGAUACCAGGUGCUAAGAACCAACCACAUGCUAUAAUCACUCAAGGUGGUCAUUUCUUACAGGAAGACAAGCCACAUGAAAUUGUUGAACAUCUUAUUAAAUUUAUUAACAAUAAUCCAUUGCCUUUCUAUUCAAAUCUAUAG